Messenger RNA from Danaus plexippus (monarch butterfly), 1533 nucleotides. Its product is annotated as saccharopine dehydrogenase-like oxidoreductase. Gene Ontology annotation, biological process: glycolipid biosynthetic process. The transcript is spliced from 9 exons. Lineage: Eukaryota; Metazoa; Arthropoda; Insecta; Lepidoptera; Nymphalidae. Gene Ontology annotation, cellular component: mitochondrion; lipid droplet; plasma membrane. The record is from RefSeq and is a predicted model, not a curated record. Bases 171 to 1433 code for a protein of 420 amino acids.
UAAGUUAACCAAGACGCCAAUUAAAUCAUAAAUAAUUAUAUGGAAAUAAAUAACAUAAUGAAUGUAAACAAGUCUGCGAUACUGUCAUUGUGAGUAUCACACUCCGACCGCGUAGACGUGAGUCUGAACUCUCAGGACACAGACAGACGAUUGCUAUAAAGUUGUGUAAAAUGAAUAGAUUCGACCUGGUAAUAUUCGGGGCGACCGGUUUCACGGGGAAGCAUGUAGUCAGAGAGCUCGUCAGGAUCGCCCCUAAACAUCCAGGAUUGACUUGGGCGGUGGCUGGGAGGAGCCGGGGAAAAAUGGAAACGCUUCUACAGAAUGUCACCAAAAAAACUGAUACAAUUCCAGGUGUCGAGCUCUCGAACAUUAAAAUAAUAACAGCCGACGUGAAUGACACGGAAUCUCUGAAACGCAUGUGCGGUCAGGCUAGAGUACUAGUGAACUGUUGUGGUCCGUUCCUGAAAUACGGCGAGCCCGUGGUAGCCGCGGCGAUCGAGACGAAGACACAUCACGUAGAUGUCAGCGCUGAGAUAAAGUUCACUGAGUUGUUGCAUCAGAGGUACGACGCGUCAGCUCGCGAGGCCGGGGUCUGCGUCGUGUACGCCUGCGGCUUGUGCAGUCUGCCCGCGGAUGUGGGACUCCUGUACCUCCAGCGAGAAUUCCAAGGCGUGUUGAACUCGGUGGAAUCAUAUCUCGUGACUCACUUCCCGCCGAGGAUGUUGACUGAGACCUGGAAAAAUGGAAUCGUUCGAUACAGCAGCUGGGAGUCGUUUAUAAACGGCAUGGCCGGCAUGUCGAUAAAACAGUUGCAGCAAAACUCUCUGCCGCCGAUGGAGCGCGAACUGAAAAGCAGAUGUUUAAUACAUAGGAAUCUCAACAAAUGGUGCGUUCCGUUUCCUGGUGCAGACGCGGCCGUCAUCUCUCGCACGCAGCGCCAUCUCUUUUCGACGACCGACAAACGACCCGUACAAUACAAACCGUACAUAACUUUCCCCUCUAUUUUUACAGCCAUAGGAACUAUUAUCGCCUGUGUUAUUUUGUUCGCCCUUAGUAAAAUGUCGUGUAGUAGAAAAUUACUGCUGAACUAUCCACGACUGUGUUCGUUCGGUGUGGUCACGUAUGGCGACACUGAAGAGGGCGUAAUGGAUGACGCAUACUUUCAAUAUGAAAUGAUCGGUAACGGUUGGAGUACAGGUGCGGAUCGUAGUGGAGCGCCUGACAAAAAUAUGAUAGCAAGGAUCAAGGUUUCAGGAGUGGAUCCGGCUUAUGUUGGCUCUGCGAUUGUCCUUAUUUAUUCUGCAAUAACUUUGUUGAAGGAAAAAGACAGAAUCCCUGACUGUGGCGUGAUGACUCCCGGAGUAGCCUUCCGAAACACUAAUAUCAUAGAACAUCUUCAUGCAGACAAUGUAAAAUUUGAAAUUGUUAAAUAAAUAUGUUUAACUUCUUUAAGUUUAUAUUAACAGGGAAGGACGACUUUUACUAAGAAAUGGUUAAUGUGGGGGAUUUAAAUAAUAAUAUUUUUUAUGGAUA